AUGCAGUCUGUACGCGUCGCGGCCCGCGCCGCUAUUCGAGCAGGCGCUCGUCGCGCCCCUCAAGCCCCUCGAGCCCCUCAAGCACUUCCACAGGCCCGAAUGCCCCUAGUCUCCUCACGAGCCGCCUCAUCUACGGCUCGAUCAUUCGACUCGACCACCCGAGCCGCCGUUAUCCAGGUCCUGAACAGCGUUGGCUCCAAGCGGGAGGUUCAGCAAUACCUCUCGCACUUCUCCAGCGUCUCCUCGCAACAGUUUGCCGUCAUCAAGGUUGGGGGUGCUAUAUUGACCGAGCACUUGGAUGAGCUAUGCUCCUCGCUGUCAUUCCUAUACCACGUCGGGCUGUACCCCAUCAUAGUUCACGGAGCUGGUCCGCAACUCAACAAGCUCCUCGAAGAUGCUGGUGUUGAGCCCGAAUUCGAGGAAGGGAUCCGUAUCACAGAUGGAAAGACACUAGGCAUCGCGAGGCGGCUAUUUCUAGCUGAAAACCAGAAGCUCAUCCAGCGUCUGGAAGAGAUGGGCGUUCGAGCCCAACCUAUUCACAACGCUCUUACUGCAGACUAUCUCGACAAGGACAAGUGGAAGUUCGUGGGCAAGAUCACCGAGGUCAACAAGGAGCCUAUUCAGACGGCUAUCAAGUAUGGCUACCUGCCAAUUCUCACAUCCAUGGCUACGACAACAGAAGGCCAGGUGCUGAACGUCAACGCCGACGUGGCGGCUGGUGAACUUGCUCGCAAGUUGGAGCCCCUGAAGGUUGUAUAUCUUAGCGAGAAGGGCGGUCUGUUCAAUGGCGAGGGAGAGAAGAUUUCAGCCAUCAACCUGGACGAGGAGUUCGACCAUCUCAUGACUCAGAAGUGGUGUAGAUACGGAACCCGCCUGAAGAUCCGAGAGAUCAAGGAGUUGUUGGACACCCUGCCUCGGUCUUCCAGCGUCGCUAUCAUCCAUCCUGGCGAUCUGCAAAAGGAGCUCUUCACCGAUUCCGGAGCUGGAACCCUCAUCCGCCGGGGAGAUAAGCUGCUGACUGCAACGAGUGUCUCUGAUUUCACAGAUAUGGGCAAGCUCAAGGAUGUCCUUGUCCGGGAUCGGGAAGUCCGAGAUGCUAGGGCAACGGUAGACCGCUAUCUUGAAUUCUUGGGACAGCGCAAGUUCAAGGCCUUCUAUGACGAGCCCAUGAAGGCUUUGGCUGUGGUGCUCGAUCCUGCCCCUGACCAGUCCUACUCAACUCUGGCCACCCUGACCAUCACAAAGGCUGGCUGGUUGACGAACGUGGCUGACAACCUCUUUGCUGCGAUCAAGAAGGAAUUUCCCAGCUUGGUAUGGACUGUCAAGUCUGAUGAUGAGAAUCUCACGUGGUUCUUUGACAAGGCAGACGGUAGCAUUGUCAGAGGCAACGAUGUCAUGUUCUGGUACGGCAUCGAGCCUGGCGAGGAACUGAACAAACUCAUGAAGGAGUUCACAUUGCAAGGCAGAGCAAUGCUCGGGGACACCAACCUCGAGUCUCGUCUUCACCGUGCUGCUCAGGUUGCAUCUGAGAAUCUGCGCACACAUUUCGCCUCCGGUUCUGUGGCCAACAAAGCCCGCGGCUGA
Molecule: messenger RNA, 1584 nt
Organism: Anthostomella pinea
Lineage: Eukaryota; Fungi; Ascomycota; Sordariomycetes; Xylariales; Xylariaceae
Source: the annotation of a GenBank genome assembly